AUGGCUUCCUCCUAUUCAUAUCCUGAAUUAUUUUUGGCGGGUUUUAUAUUUACCUUGCCCUUUCUUUACGAAAAAAGCAAUGUUUUUCGAUAUUACUUGAAAUUCUUAUUAUAUUACACAUACGUAUUGAUUACUUGUACAGUUCUAUUACCAGUAGUGCUACUAUACCCUCGCGAUGUAACGAAUUUAAUAGUUGCUUCAAGAUUUUGUCGCUACGCUUCUCAUAUAGUCGGUGUAGAGUGGGAAUUAAGAGGCUUGGAGCAUUGGGAUACAGAUGAAUGCUGCAUAGUCAUAUCAAAUCAUCAAAGCUCGCUUGAUAUUCUUGGUAUGUUUGAGAUGUGGCCAAGGAUGAAGCGCUGUACCGUUGUUGCUAAGAGACCUUUAAUGUUUGCUGGUGCCUUUGGUUUCGGAGCCUGGUUGUCGGGUUUAGUAUUUAUUGACCGACUAAAGACUGAUAGAGCUCGAAAAUUAAUGAAAAAAGCUACAGAUCGUGUAAUUAGAGAAAAGACUAAAUUAUGGGUGUUUCCUGAGGGAGCAAGAUACAAUAAGGGUUCAAUACAACCUUUUAAAAAAGGAGCUUUUUAUUCAGCUAUAGAUGCUCAAAUACCGGUCAUGCCUGUUGUAUUUAGCCAAUAUUACUUUUUAGACAGCGGUACCAAAACAUUUGAACCAGGAAAAGUAGUGAUAACAACUCUGCCUCCAAUACCUACGAAAGGCUUAACUCGAGACGACCUUGAAUUUCUCUCAGAGAAAGCAAGGCAACAAAUGAUUGAAGUUUUUAAUGAGAGCUCUAAAUAUCUUGUUGGAGAAAAGAAAAUAGCAGUUUAACCAUUUAAUGCAUAUCUGCUUCUUCUUAUAUUUAUUGAUAUCAAUUUUUAUUUUUUAUUGAAUCGUUUGUUUUCUAUAUUAUAAGAUCUAGUCAAUCAAUCUUUUCAGGUUUAUUUUUAGUGAAAUCAUACAUAAUAAAUUCCGCACUGUAAUGAUAACUAAUUCUUGUGGAUAUAUAAAAUCAUGAGCAGCUUUAAUGCAUAGAAAAUGGUAUAUACCUUUAUAUAGAAAUAAAUCUAAAGAUGUAUGUAAUAAAAUCGCAACUAAAUAAAACUAAGUACAUUAUUCAACAAAAAAUACUUGUAGUUUGUACAAACAAUACCGAAUGAAAUAUUUAGGUAGGUACUUACUUUAUAAGACCUUCGUCUGUAAACCUACUGAAUAGAUUUAAUUCUGAUUAACUAGAGGUAGGGACAACACAUGGGCUCCAUAUUAUAACGCUAUAUCGUCAUUAUCAGGCAUAUUUUCGACAUAUAUGGACGACGUUGCGGGCAGCAGCUAAUGAAUAAUUUGACAUUUAAGGCCGGACCGCAUUAGAGAGAGAGCGGCGCUGCGCGGCGCGUCGCUUCACGUCGCUCGACGUUACCUUGUGUGUAGAAGAACGAAUUAUGGGCGAGAAAAAAUAGAUUACUGACGUACCACAGUCACGCUAUUGAGAAGGCGAAUAUCACAAUUUGUUUCCUCGCCACUUUCGCUCAUCUUGUAACGCUGCUAGCACGUGAACUGGUAUAGAAAUGACGCGAGCUGCCGCUUAAUUGCAGUUGUAAUGCAGACCGCUCUCAUGCGGUCCGGCCUUUAUCGUUUAUCAAGAAAAAUGGAGUACUAACCAACAUUGCGUGAUUUUUUUCCCACAGUCCUGAAGGGCGUUGGUUAUUGUAAGUGCUUAAAUUGAAAAAAUGUUUUUAAAAAUAUUCUUGUUGGUUGUCCACACAUCAAAAAUGUCUAAGCAACAUGUACUAAUUUAAAUUUUAGGAUGGUGUUGUCGAGUGGUUUUUCACAUUAUAACGUUGUAUUUUAUUUUUAAAAUAAUAUUUUAAGGGUCCUAUGAUGUAAAAAUAAUAGUUGUUGUCUUUAUAAGUUCUUUUAAUAACAUAAAUUAACAAUAUUAGAAUAUACUGCAGAAACUAAGGUACAUAAGGUAUAUACAAUUUUUUUAACGAAAUGAAAUUUCUAAAGAAAAUGAAUUUGUGAAAGAAUAGGAUAAUUUGUAACAAAGUAUGGCCUCCUCUGCUAUUCAGAACUUGUCGGCAACGAUUAUUCAUUUAAUUAAUUAGACUGUUUAUGUCAUCUUGCGGUAUUCGCUCCCAAUGGAAUUGUAGCAAAUCCUUCAGCUGUUGGGUUGUUGUCACUGCGUCCAAGUCCUUCAAAACACGUCUCUGGAGCAUGUCCCAUUGGUGCUCGAUGGGGUUGAGGUCUGGCGAUUGUGCAGGCCAGGGCAAUACCCGGACGUUCUCCGUUGCCAAGUAUUGACUGGUUCGCCGAGCUGUAUGUGAACGCGCAUUGUCAUGUAUUAACGUAAAAUCGGAGCCAAAGGUUUGUGUAAAUGGAUGGACAUAAGGUCUGAGAAUAUCCUCAACGUAAUUUUCAGCGUUCAUGUUUCCAUUUACAAAAACGAGCUCAGUUCGCUUCAUCUCAACUCAUCGGAAAACAUAAAUUUUAUCCCAUUGUUCCUGAUUCCAUGUUAUGCGUUCUCUACACCAUUCAUUUCGACGAGCGCGAUUCCCGUGACGUAUCGGAAGCCACCUAAUUGGGCGUCGAGCUCGUAGGCCGUACUCAUGCAGUCGAGUUCGCAGUUUAGGGACUUACAUCAACACCACUUGAAUUUUGUAGCCUCAAACUUAUCUCACGAGCGGUUAACAUCGGCUGGCGUCUUGCAGUCAUUUGUAUGCACCGGUCCUGCCGAGAGGCUGUACUCCUUUUACGACCUGAAUGCUGUUCAGCGGGUUCCCUUGUAUUAUUGUAGCGCUGCCAAAGACGACAAAUAACACUUUUAUGAAUGCCAAAAUGCCGAGAUACCUGAAAUUGAUUAAUUCCCGCUUGCAACAUCCCUACAGCUCUUUGCAUUUAAUCUAACAAUUCAAUUUUGUCGCUUACUGUAUUUAAAUGGUUGGUAAAAUUAUAAAAUCAAGACUAAACGUAGCAAUAAAAACGCACUGAAAUUCCAUUUCAUUUAAUUUUAUGAAAAAAAAAAAAAACAAAACAAUCGAAUUUUUUUACAACCAGUAACAACAAAAAAGUUUACAUACCUAUGCACUUUGAGUGAAUAAAGACUUAGAAAUUAAUUAAUAUAAAUGGUAAAUUUGUAAUAUCAUGCAUGUUGCUUAGACUUCUUUGAUGUGUGUAUUUCGGAUAAAAAUCUACUAUCGUUUGCCAGAAUUUGGAAGUAAAAGGUAUUGAAGCUGGUAGGGGUUGGGUCCCUGAUUAUACCGCUACCAGUCUGAUAUGCAAAAGGUAAUGCAGAAAUUGUAAAAAAUGUUUCUACAUCAAAUCACUUUACAGUUAUAAUAUAUGCUGCAAAGGUUGUAAAUAUAUAGUGAAUUUUGACUUAUUUCCAUACUAGAAUACGCAUACGCUUUUCGUUUAAUUAUUAGUACAUAUAGCAAUAAACAAGGACUGUUUUAUACUAAUUUCAAGUAAAUUAUAAGAAAACAUACAGUAGGUAAUAAUAAUAAUGAAAGUUCUUAGAUCAUUUAUGCGUCUAGACAGACUAUGACAGCUGUGAAAACGUCGAUAAAACCACAAAAUAGCGGCGAUUUAAAAUUUUGAACUACCUACAAAUGUUUCUCAUUUUAUUUUUAAGCAGUUGUUUUAUUAAUUUCUACAAAAGUUUAUAUUAGCAAAGCAAUUUUUUAUUACACUUAGCUCAUAAGAAUUGGUAGAUAUUUUUGUUAUUUUGUUGUAAAUUUACACUUAAAGAUUGUAUUUAUUAUUGUCGACUAUACGAAGCAAGUGUAAGAGCACAUGUUCAAAUUCGACACGCACUCAGUUAUAUAUUUAUUAUUAUAUUAUCAAUAUUUGUUAUUCAUAUAAAAAUAUUAUAUAUUAUGUGAAAUUUGUUAUGUAAAUACGGCUGUGACUAUGUAAAUAUCAUGCAAAUUCGUUAAAAAAGAUUUCAUUGCUGUGUCUUCAUUAGGCUAGAUAAGGGUAAUUUUAUGAGAGGGUAGGUAGCUUGCAGCAACUUAAAGAUGGCAUAAUAGUGCCACUUGACUAUUUUGACCAACAUAAUAAAUACUAAGAUUUACGUUUGAUGCGUCACUCGGACGGAAUCCGAGAAGCGUGGGGUCGAGUCGCGCUUUGGUUAUUAAUUUUGGUUACACUUUAAAAUAACAAAUUGUUUAGAUUUGAAAGAGCGAUAUCUCAAGUUAGUUUCCUAAUAUGCAAUUACAAAACAUUCCUGUAGGUAUGUCUUGUUCAGAGAUUUAUGUUCGAUGCGCUACUCGGACGGUUAGCUUAGAUGGUAAGAGCGCUCGGACGGUACCAGAGAAGCGCGGGCUAACCCUAACGUCCCGCAUCGACCAUACAUUUUGGUUACAAAUUUUAUUUGUAUAAGCAGUCGAAUUCUCAUAUAGUUUAUAAAUACAGAUCUUAUUCCAACUGACUAUAUACUGAUCUAAUUAUUUAGUCUGCAUGUAUUUUUUCUUACUACCGGCAUAUUUAUCGAUAUAUGGCACCUCGCACCUCACAUGGCCAGCAUAAAGGUAGAGACAAACUAAAUGAAAAGAUGCAAUAUUGUAAUAAUAGAGAAUAAUUAUUGUCGAUAGGAAUAAAUUAUACUUAGGCCAAAAUAACAGGCGAAAUAAAAGUAGAUAUUAUUAAUUAAAAUUGAUUUUA
Messenger RNA from Leptidea sinapis, 4659 nucleotides. RefSeq names its product 1-acyl-sn-glycerol-3-phosphate acyltransferase alpha-like (gene Agpat1). The coding region runs from base 1 to 828 and encodes 275 amino acids. NCBI's taxonomy places the organism in Eukaryota, Metazoa, Arthropoda, Insecta, Lepidoptera, Pieridae. Gene Ontology annotation, biological process: phosphatidic acid biosynthetic process. The transcript is spliced from 5 exons. Gene Ontology annotation, molecular function: 1-acylglycerol-3-phosphate O-acyltransferase activity. Gene Ontology annotation, cellular component: endoplasmic reticulum; membrane. The record is from RefSeq and is a predicted model, not a curated record.